Molecule: messenger RNA, 1299 nt
Organism: Dujonia railenensis
Lineage: Eukaryota; Fungi; Ascomycota; Pichiomycetes; Serinales; Debaryomycetaceae
Source: the annotation of a GenBank genome assembly
AUGCAUGGAAGGAGGACCGUAAACAUAUUAUUCAGACUUCCGGGAAGUAGCAAACAGUACUUGAGUAGAAGAUACAAGAGCGAUGAACCAUCUGCAACGCCACCAUCUGCACUUCACGAUCGAUUCACCUCUCUCUUGGAAUCAAAUAUAGAUUCAUCCUCCAUGUCUUCCAUUAGGAAUAAUCCUGAUAUCACCAAAAUAUUGGACAAGUAUAGCCAGGAUUCCGCUGGUAUAACCUUCAAUAACGAUUACCAGUCCGAAAUCUCAUACCUAAAGCUGGAAGAUUUGCUAGCCAGAAACAAACAUGCAAGGGAAAUAGCUGAUACAGUAUCUACCCCAGCAUGGAACGGUACUGAAACUGUAAGAGAUGCUAAUUUGCGGAUGAUCAUAGAUACUGCUCCGAAGAAGUUGAGCCAGAGAAGAAUCAUUACGCCACCUACUCCCAUCAGAGAACGAAUCCACAAUGCGAAAGAGGAAAGUCUAGACUAUAGGCUAUCAAGGAUAUCUCAAGAUGGUGGUGGGGAUAAGGCAAAGUCAAACAAUACUGAAGAUGAGAAGUUCAAAGAGCUCUAUAAAGAGCGUCUUCUAGGUCCCAUGAUGUUUAUGAAUUCCAUGAGUUCAUCUUCUGGAAUAGGGCUUAUCACUUCCAUGGCAGAUGUUAGGAUAAAUGAACAAAUUGAUAGAAAGACUGGAAAAUUUGAAGGUCAUGAAAACAUGGAUUCUGUUAGAGGUAAGCCGCUUUCAAAAGAACACUUGGCAAAUUGUACUGACACAAACUACUUUAUGAAUCAAAUCUUACAGAAGGAAGAAUGCUUGCCACCUUGGAUUGAGAGUCAAAAGGGUGUAAACGGGGACAUUGAAAGAUUAAGAUUUGAUCUCGACAAAUCCUGGAGUAUCAAAGCUGUAGAAAUCUUGGAUAAAAAGUAUGCAUAUUUAUCAAAAGAAGAAUUGGUUCAAGUAGUGAGGACUAAGUAUCAGAACCUGUCGUCUGAGACGCUAUUCGAUUCUGACUAUCAUAACUUCAAAGUAAGGUUCCUUCAACCUUCCAUAAAGGACAUAAAUAUGAAAAUCACCACUUACAAUUUAUCAUCUCCUUCUCCCAAUUUUCACAAGUGGAAAUUGGUACUAGAAGACGAAUUGAAAGCGCUGUACUCACGUGUGUUGAGUAACCUUGACAUUGUACUUCAACAGAGGAAUGAGAGGGAACGGGCUGUUCUAAUGAACAAGGCUUCCAUUGAGUCAGAAGCUCCGAGCUUUGGAUUUAUAAAGGCCGUGAAAUCUUUGGUAUUGAGAAAAUAA